CAGCAGGCAGGACGGGGACGCGGACGCUCGCAAGCCCAGCCAACACUCAGCAAGAAUGGAAAUCCCUCCGACCCACUACCCGGCCGCCAGGGCGGCUUCGGUGGUAGAGAGCUGCAUCAACUACCAGCAGGGGACUCCCCACAAGGUGUUUCUGGUGCAGACAGUCAAACAAGCCAGCCUGGAGGAUAUUCCAGGAAGAGGACAUAAAUACCGCCUUAAAUUUUCUGUGGAAGAAAUUAUCCAAAAAGAAGUUACAGUGAACUGCACAGCUGAAGUACUGUACCCUCCAACGGGACAAGAUACUGCACCAGAAGUCAACUUCACAUUUGAAGGAGAAAUUGGAAAAAACCCAGAUGAAGAAGAUAAUGCAUUUUAUGAAGGACUCAAGUCCAUGAAGGAACCACUAGAAGCACAAAAUAUUCCAGACAGUUUUGGAAAUGUACCUCCAGAAAUGAAGCCAGUUCGACAUUUAGCCUGGGUUGCCAGUGGUUAUAUAAUAUGGCAAAAUUCUACUGAAAAUACAUGGUAUAAAAUGGCAAAAAUUCAAACUGUCAAGCAAGUGCAAAGAAAUGAUGACUUCAUCGAGUUAGACUACACUAUUCUUCUUCAUGACAUUGCAUCUCAGGAGAUUAUUCCUUGGCAAAUGCAAGUUCUCUGGCAUCCACAAUAUGGUACUAAAGUAAAACAUAAUAGUCGUCUGCCAAAGGAAGCACAAUUGGAAUAAACGAAGACCAUAACAUUGGAUUAAGUGUAAACAUGCUUGUUAACGACGACCUGUAUACCAGUCUUCAUUGAUAUCUAGCUUAAGGGGUUAGACAAAUCCCAGAAGUGUCAUUAUCAAUAAAUGGCCUGAUUACAGUACAGAACUAUAUCGCUUCCAUAAUAAAGAGCAUCACAGUGUAAAAGUGUCUUAUCAAG
Budorcas taxicolor (takin) is the source of this 918-nucleotide messenger RNA. It is a transcript of the gene LXN, whose product is annotated as latexin. The coding region runs from base 56 to 724 and encodes 222 amino acids. Gene Ontology annotation, molecular function: metalloendopeptidase inhibitor activity. The record is from RefSeq and is a predicted model, not a curated record. The transcript has 6 exons. Lineage: Eukaryota; Metazoa; Chordata; Mammalia; Artiodactyla; Bovidae.